Messenger RNA from Ectocarpus siliculosus, 3608 nucleotides. Lineage: Eukaryota; Phaeophyceae; Ectocarpales; Ectocarpaceae. The record is from the annotation of a GenBank genome assembly.
AUGACGCUUACCGCGGCUGUGCCUCCGAAGGUUGUUCAUGCACUGCACCCGUCUACGGACGUACCCCUGCCCGCUUUCAUGAUCCUGAGCGGUCUCGUGCUGUACCUGGAGAUGGCUUCGUACGGCAAGUGGCUGUUCAAUCAGACUCGCAGCCUCAGCCGGGCGAACCCAUCGUACCAACUCGCUGUCGUGGGCAACUUUUUGGUCGCAUCACUAGGCACGCAGGUUUCGGGAACAGAGAGCGUCGAGCUAGCCUGCAGGGAAAUUUCCCUUUUUUUCUUCGCCGUCGGGUGUCUCUACCUACUCCUCGUGUUCUUCGCCAUCCAGCACAACUCGGCCGACAACGUCGAGCACCCUUCCGUCGCUGCUGCACGGCUCUCGGUGGAUCCGACUCCAGAUACCUCAACGGACCAUCGUGUUGACGGACGAGUCGGCGGAAACGAGGAAGCCAUAAUGAGUCAUCCCACGCGAAGGACAAAAGCCGGGCGGGUACACGGCCAGCAGGAACAAGUUCCAUUCCCAUCUCACCCACAUAUGCCGGUUUCGGCGGCCAUUGUCUCCGGGUGGGGGCGCAAGCCAUCCGAGCACGUCCCAGCUGGGAAGGAAAACAGAGAAGGGGAAACGGGGGACAGGAACAAGGUCGGCCAGAUAGAGGGAAACUCCCGGUACUCUGGCCGGCUGCACGACAUCGCGUUCAACGCGACGCUUCCCCCGCUCUCCGGCCUCGAAGACGCGCCGCUGGUCGAGAGCGAGGACACGACGGCUGUAGUAGAAAGGGGCAGUGCCAACCUCGAGGCCGACAACGAAGACACCGAGGACGCAACAGCCAGGGCCGAGAACCACCUAGGCGCUCGCUCGUCGUGGCCAGUGCCCCCGUUCACGGGAUCCGGGCGAAGCCUACUGUGGCGCCCGUCCUCAUCGGACAUUUCGUCCGCCAUGCCGUCGCAUCCGCAAGGUAAGGAUAGCGGCAGCGGCGACGACGUGAAUGCAGCACGCGAGCGGAGGAUUUGCAAGCCAGCGCAAGAGACACCUUCUAUACGACCGCCCACGUUUCAGGGGGAAUCCGCCGGAGCGGCUGCUGUUGCCAACGGUAACGCGCCCCAGACAGCGGUCUUCCCCGCUCAGGGGCGGGCCCGCUGCAGCUCGAGCAACGUCGAUGUUGGCGCACCAGAUUGUCACCUAAAGCGGGCAGAAGCGAAGGAUGCCGCCGUCUCUCAUCGCAUGCCGAAGUCCAUGCUCCUGAGCAGAGCGUUACACCCCAUCUAUUUUCUGUUCAUCGCUCCCCCUUCGGCGGCGGCGAUCGCCUGGACGCGCAUCAACGGAGAGUUUGACGUUCUGUCCAGGUCCCUGUACUUCAUCGCCGGGUUCUUGUACAUGUUCUUUGUGCUGGGCAACUCAAGCUUCCUGCGGACGGCCUCGUUUAGCGUCGCCUGGUGGGCGUACUCCUUCCCAUCCUCCACAUUUGCCGUCGCGACGAUCCUGUACGCCGAGGAGCUGUCGAGCGAGGGAGUGGUUCUGUUCGCCCUCGUCGUGUCUCUGGGAUCCAGUGUGAUAGUGAUGGUGGUGUUCGUGUGCACUCUAUAUUCAGCAGCAACAGGAUCUCUCUUCGCUCCCGACCCGGUUCUUUCGGUCCGUCUUGAAGAGCUGCCUUAGUUGUUGUUCAGGACGGAACUGGCAUUCACCUAAGAAUGCAUGUGACAUCACUUCGAUGUUGUCGGAGAACCGAGAAUCGAAACUUGCGUCAAGUGGUAAUCCUUUAGACUUUGGUGUAUCGUAGAAUUACAUGUUCGUAUUUCUGCUUAGCUUCCCGAGGAGUCUGAGCGUCAGCCUCUACCUUUCUUCAGGGUUUUGUUCCUUUCUUUAGUUGUCUCUUCGGAUUUCGUAGUUUUUGCGUUUUUCGUGGUAGUUGUGACAAUCUGGUCGUCCGUGAGAAGACAAGAGGGCAUCGGCUGUAGAGAUUUUUGGGGUUCGAUGGCGGUGCAGACCAGCACAUGUAUCGGUAUGACUGGGGAGACAGGGCUUGCAAGGCAACCCCACGGGCUAGUGGUUCACGGAAUCAGAAGUACAUAGCAGUCAACGAAAAGCCUCCCGUGAAGCUGUGCCAACGGGGCACGUAGAAGUCACAUAGGGUUAAGAAGUCUUUGUGUUUGUUUUCUUUCAUGUCCUUGCAUCGCAGCUUGUGACGAGACAUGUGCACGUAUAGGAUGAUACCACUGUAUUGAGUACGAAACAAAACAAAACGUGAAGCGGUCAUGUGGCCCUGAUUCCCACCUCUGAUAUACUCGCAGUACCAGGCUUGAGGCCGAUUUGGUGUGCACCGUUGUGUAGUAAUAUGGAGGAACGAAGUGUGAAGUUGAAUUGUUGAUAUGAGUAUGCCACACGGAGCUCUAACCCUUGCAUGUACUUCCUCUGUCCCAUAAGGCUAGUCGGUUAUGGGCAACAAGUCGUUCGUGAACAUAGAGGUUGAACCUAACCUUGUAGUAAGGUUCGUUGGAAGCUGGCGUGUAGACGAUGCUGAUGUAUUAAUUGCAGAUCGAUCUGAAGACUGUUUUCUUUUUUUCUUUUUUUCCGUCUUUACUUCAAAUCAGCGCUCACAGCACUCAACUUGUGCCGUUUACUCCAACCGGUGGUCACACAGAAUGGUUUGUCUCCUUGAGGUCCCCUACGCACCCUUCCUGCGAUACUUUGCCUUCGACUUUUAAGGCGAGAAGAGUGCAGCACUCUCUUCCCUCUGUGUACACACGUACACAAGAACUCGCGCUUUCCACCCAGCCGAGGAACUGAAGCGAGAGAAAAAAUAUCUUUGCAAGAAAAGCUCGCGUAAGCCGGGAUCCAAACCCCUGACCCUGGAUAGACACUAAUAUUUGUGUUGUCUAACUACUGUAAGAAAACAACGUAAGAGUAUAUACUGUAGUCCAAAGCGCGUUCGGCCCCUUUCUCGUCUGAGUAAGCAAAAUCCCAAAUCCAGCUCCGGUGACGGUAAUGCGGAUACCCUACCGUGAAAGAGGACGGGCCGAGUACCGAGAUUCGCCGGUGCCGCGACUGCCACCAUCAUCUUCCGAUGUCCACUCCCACAUGCGUAUUGCCCCCACCCCUGAAACCUAUAGGCACGAUCCCACCCCUCGUGGCCCCGUGAGAGCAAGGAAGCUGACUAGCGAAAUAUUUUCCCCCGCCUUCUUUCUCAGUAAUUAGGCUCUCAGACCCAAUAGACGCACACCGAAAUGUCUCAAAGAUAUCGGGUCAGCUCUCUCCCGCUAAGGUCAACAAGGAGUCGCCGGUCAAACUCAAAGGAUGCUCCUGUACAGUUGUGUGUGCUACUGCCGGCGUUGAUGCAACCAUGGGCUGGCGAGGCUGCACCUUGCAACAGAAGAAGAGGGCUCGGUCUUGCGGUGUCCUCUAUUUCUAUUUCCGAGACAUGAUGGUGAGGCAAGCCGACUUCACACCUCGAGUCUCUCUCCACUACUAUCUAGCGCGACUCUGUGUCAUCUUGCCGUCCUGCGAAAGCGUUGGUCGGAUGAUCACCUGUGGGGGAACCAAGACGGCCCUGUGCCACCGCCUCCGCCAACAUGGAAAACCCGUGAAAGGUGUGCUGCUGCUGCUGCUGCUGC